AUGACGAAUUACUCGACCUUCUCUGAUGGAAACGAAACUGGCUCUGAAGCCGGAGCCAUGGCACGACCAAAAAGAGGGCGCAGCCCCAAAGGAGGAGGCCAGGCCUCUAUGAUGAGCAGCAACAUCAACCUGCUCAAUACGAUCGUUGGCGCCGGAACCCUAGCGAUGCCCCACGCCAUGUCACAGAUGGGAAUGCUGCUGGGAACCUUCAUAAUAGUAUGGUCGGGCAUCACCUCUGCAUUUGGGCUCUAUCUCCAGGCCCGGUGCGCCCGAUACCUCGACAGGGGCAGCUCGUCUUUCUUUGCGCUGUCACAGCUCACAUACCCCAAUGCGGCCGUCAUAUUCGAUGCCGCGAUCGCCGUAAAAUGCUUUGGAGUCGCUGUCUCCUAUUUGAUCAUCAUUGGCGACCUGAUGCCAGGCGUCAUGAGGGGGUUUAAUGAAGCCGCAGACCAGGUCCCCUUCCUGGUCGACCGGAACUUCUGGAUUACGGCAUUUAUGCUCAUCAUCAUACCACUUAGCUUUUUGAGAAGACUGGAUUCACUCAAGUACACGAGCGUCAUUGCGCUCAUCUCCAUCGGAUACCUAAUCGUCCUCGUUGUCUACCACUUCGCCUCGGACUCGGUGGAAAACCGCGGCGACGUCAGUUACCUCGCUUGGAACGGGCCCAUACCCUUUCUUAGCAGUUUGCCCGUGGUGGUCUUUGCCUACACCUGCCAUCAGAAUAUGUUCUCUGUCAUUAACGAGAUCAAGGACAACACACCAUCCAGCAUCGUUGGAGUCAUCUCGUCCAGCAUCGGAUCCGCAGCGAGCAUAUAUGUCCUGGUUGCGAUCACGGGCUACCUGACAUUUGGCAACACUGUUUUGGGCAACAUCGUCAUGAUGUAUCCUUCGUCCGCAGCCUCGACCAUCGGCAAGGCCGCUAUCGUCGUGUUGGUCAUGUUCAGCGUUCCACUUCAAGUCCACCCCUGCCGGGCAUCUCUUGAUGCAGUGCUCCGGUGGCGGCCCAACCGCACUCAACGCGGUCCAGAGUCCCCGAGCAACCGCUCCCUCCUCCCGACGGGCUCUGGGCCAACCGACAGCCAUGGUGCGCCGGCCGUGUCUAUGUCUGAUAUGCGUUUCGCACUCCUCACAACGUUCAUCAUCGUGCUGGCAUACAUCACCUCCCUCACCGUGAGCCAGCUCGACCGUGUGCUCGCAUAUGUCGGCGCCACAGGGUCAACCUCCAUCAGCUUCAUCCUUCCCGGGCUGUUCUAUUACAAGAUCAGUGACCCGGAUAGUAUCCAUCACCAGAGGCUCACCAAGGAAGACGACGACGUGGACGCGAACGACAGCGACGACACUGAUAUUGGGUUUGAGCCAAGCGGCUCAGGCAUCCUGGAGGCCGGUGGGAGCAUUCGCUCAGGAGGAGUCAGUGCCGGCUACGGUGGCUGGUGGAGGAUGCGAAAGAGGUGGAGGUGGGACUUGGAACACAUCGAGCACGGGUUGCUGAGGAGGCUAGCUCUGUGCCUGGCCAUUUAUGGCAUGUGUGUCAUGGUUGUGUGUCUUGUGUUGAACACCUUCUUCACUGUGGCACACUGA
Messenger RNA from Diaporthe batatas, 1578 nucleotides. RefSeq lists its product as uncharacterized. Gene Ontology annotation, cellular component: fungal-type vacuole membrane. Bases 1 to 1578 code for a protein of 525 amino acids. Gene Ontology annotation, biological process: amino acid transmembrane transport. Gene Ontology annotation, molecular function: L-glutamate transmembrane transporter activity; L-arginine transmembrane transporter activity; L-tyrosine transmembrane transporter activity. The transcript has 3 exons. The record is from RefSeq and is a predicted model, not a curated record. NCBI's taxonomy places the organism in Eukaryota, Fungi, Ascomycota, Sordariomycetes, Diaporthales, Diaporthaceae.